AUGUCUGGCCCUGUUCCAAGCCGCUCUCGAGUUUACCCUGAUGUAAACACACAGAGACCUCGGGAAUACUGGGACUAUGAGUCCCAUGUUGUUGAGUGGGGAAACCAGGACGACUAUCAGCUAGUCAGAAAACUCGGUCGAGGCAAAUAUAGUGAGGUCUUCGAAGCUAUAAACAUCACAAACAAUGAAAAAGUGGUCGUCAAAAUACUAAAGCCGGUGAAGAAAAAGAAAAUCAAGAGAGAAAUAAAGAUCCUGGAGAACCUACGAGGUGGCCCAAAUAUCAUCUCACUGUUAGAUAUUGUCAAGGAUCCCGUGUCCCGAACCCCCGCUCUGGUUUUUGAACAUGUGAACAACACAGACUUCAAGCAAUUGUAUCAAACCCUAUCUGACUUUGACAUACGGUUUUACAUGUAUGAAAUCUUAAAGGCUCUGGAUUAUUGUCAUAGUAUGGGCAUAAUGCACAGAGAUGUUAAGCCACACAAUGUAAUGAUCGACCAUGAACACAGAAAGCUUCGCCUAAUUGACUGGGGCUUGGCUGAGUUCUAUCACCCAAACCAAGAAUACAACGUGCGAGUGGCCUCCAGGUACUUUAAAGGACCUGAACUAUUGGUAGAUUACCAGAUGUAUGACUAUAGUCUUGACAUGUGGAGUUUGGGCUGCAUGUUGGCCAGCAUGAUCUUCAGAAAGGAACCUUUCUUCCACGGUCACGACAACUAUGAUCAGCUUGUGCGAAUUGCAAAAGUCCUCGGCACAGAAGACCUGUAUGACUACAUUGACAAAUACAACAUUGAGUUAGAUCCACGGUUCAACGACAUCUUGGGAAGACACUCUCGCAAAAGGUGGGAGAGAUUUGUGCACAGUGAGAACCAGCACCUGGUCAGCACAGAAGCUCUGGACUUCCUGGACAAACUGCUGCGUUACGACCAUCAAGCCCGGCUGACAGCCAAAGAGGCCAUGGAUCAUCCAUACUUCUAUCCUAUCGUUAGAGAUCAGGGAAGGGGAGCCACUCCUGGAGGGAUCGCAACCAGCUCAACACCAGUCAGCUCCUCAAGUAUGAUGGCUGCUUUGUGUGUCUCAGGCAUCAGCUCAAUGACCUCCUCACAGCCGCUGGCGAACAUCGCUGGAUCACCCGUCAUCUCAGCCCCCAACACUCUGGCCACACAAGUCCCAGCAGCCACUGGGGCCCAGCCCUGA
Messenger RNA from Nerophis lumbriciformis (worm pipefish), 1194 nucleotides. NCBI's taxonomy places the organism in Eukaryota, Metazoa, Chordata, Actinopteri, Syngnathiformes, Syngnathidae. The record is from RefSeq and is a predicted model, not a curated record.